AUGGGACUCCAGUCCCGCCUGAGGCCCCUCCCCCGGCGUCUUGUCGCCCUCUCUACCGCUGCCUCUAUCGAUACCUCCACCUCGUCCUCCUUCUCCGCUCCUCCGUCACCGAUCUUCUCUUCCGAUCAAUGCUCAGACGAUGAGGACGAAGACCCGGAAGAUGUCUUUACAGCCUUUAUUUCUCAUCUGUUCCCGGACGACGCUCCCCAGUUCCACGGAGACCCAGGGCAACACCUUCUAUACUCCUCGCCGCGGUACGGCGAGCUAGAGAUCAUGGUCCCUUCUUAUCCGAGCCAGAGCCGGAGCGGAGAACUCUCUCAAACGGUUGCGGAGGGUCUGCCGCGCUCUGACGGUCACGCAAACCCAAUUGAAGAAGGGAGGAAGCUUUUUGCUCACUUCCUUUGGAGCGCGGGUAUCGUUGUUGCAGAAGGAAUCGAGCAGGCUGAUGAGUCUGAGGAUAAGCUGAGCAAUGCGGACUACAAAAUAUGGAAGGUCCAGGGAGAGAAAGUAUUGGAGUUAGGCGCUGGCGCCGGACUCCCUUCCAUAAUCGCUGCCCUAGCCGGCGCCUCACAAGUAACGAUAACGGACCAUCCCUCAUCCCCGGCCUUAGCUGCGAGCGGUGCAUUAAGCUUCAAUGUCAAACGCAACAUUCCCCCAGUCGGCCGCGCAAUUGACAUCUGCCCACACGAAUGGGGCACCACACUCACCUCGGAUCCCUGGGCUCUGUCAAACAAAGGCCUUUAUACACGCAUUAUAGCCGCAGACUGCUACUGGAUGCGAUCACAACACGAGAACCUCGUGCGCACGAUGAAGUGGUUCCUUGCGCCGCAGGGCAGGGUCUGGGUUGUUGCGGGUUUCCACACCGGAAGAGAGAUUGUGGCCGGGUUCUUUGAGACGGCGGUUAGCCUGGGGAUGGAAAUCGAAAGCAUUUACGAGCGCGAUGUGCAUUCGAGCGCCGAGGACGGUGGAGAGGUCAGGAGGGAGUGGGUUGGCGUUAGGGAGGGAGAGGGACCAGAGAAUCGGCGGAGAUGGUGCGUCGUUGCGGUUUUACGGCAUUCUACUUCUGCCUAG
Messenger RNA from Aspergillus mulundensis, 1071 nucleotides. RefSeq names its product putative nicotinamide N-methyltransferase. The coding region runs from base 1 to 1071 and encodes 356 amino acids. Gene Ontology annotation, biological process: peptidyl-lysine dimethylation. The transcript is spliced from 2 exons. The record is from RefSeq and is a predicted model, not a curated record. Gene Ontology annotation, molecular function: protein-lysine N-methyltransferase activity. Lineage: Eukaryota; Fungi; Ascomycota; Eurotiomycetes; Eurotiales; Aspergillaceae.